Molecule: messenger RNA, 2001 nt
Organism: Condylostylus longicornis
Lineage: Eukaryota; Metazoa; Arthropoda; Insecta; Diptera; Dolichopodidae
Gene: ball
Product: nucleosomal histone kinase 1
Exons: 4
Coding region: 135-1769 (544 amino acids)
Biological process (GO): peptidyl-serine phosphorylation; signal transduction
Cellular component (GO): nucleus; cytoplasm
Molecular function (GO): protein serine/threonine kinase activity; ATP binding
Source: RefSeq, a predicted model, not a curated record
ACAACAUCAGAAAGGAACGUUUUAUUUAUGAAAUUGUGGCGGUUGUUUCCCUUUCACAGAAGUUCUACAAGUAUUUUUUCCUAAAAGUUGAAAAUAGCAUUAGAAAAUUUUUAAAACAUUUACAUUUGAAAAGCAUGCCCCGUGCAGUUAAAGCUACUAACCCGAAGAAACCACCAAAAAAGAAGAAUGGAUAUGCAAUGCCAGAAUCAAUUCCUUUAGGAGAGAUUUUGUCCGAUUUAUCUAAACAACAAUGGAAAGUUGGAAAAACAAUUGGUAAAGGGGGAUUCGGAGAAAUAUAUACAGCUUGCAAAGCUAACAGUUGUCCUAAAAGUAUUGAUGAUUACGAAUAUGUUGUUAAAAUUGAACCUCAUGGAAAUGGACCUUUAUUUGUUGAGAUGCAUUUUUAUAUGAGGAAUGCUAAGGAAGAUGAUGUAAAAAAAUACAUUAAACAAAACAAACUGAAAAAUUUGGGUAUGCCGUACUUACUUGGUAGUGGAUCUCAUGAAAUAAAUGGUCUAAAACAUAGGUUUAUAAUUUUGCCUCGGUAUGGUAAAGAUAUAUGGCAUUAUUUUUUAGAAAAUGGUAAAAAAUUACCAGAACAUACAAUAUAUCGUCUAGCUUUACAAAUGUUAGAUGUUUACGAGUAUAUUCAUAACUCUACGUACGUACAUGGAGAUUUAAAAGGAGCUAAUAUAUUGCUUGGGCUAGGAAAAAUGGGACUACAACAAGCAUUUUUGGUAGAUUUCGGUUUGGCUAGUCAUUAUACGACAAAAGAUUUUAAACCUGAUCCUAAAAAAAUGCAUAAUGGAACAAUUGAAUACACUUCCAGAGAUGCCCACUUAGGAGUACCAACAAUGCGAGGAGAUUUUGAAAUUUUGGGAUAUAAUUUGAUUCAUUGGUCCGGUGUUACAUUACCAUGGGAAAUAAAAAAUUUACUAAGUAAUCCUACCCAAGUUCAAAAAGCGAAAGAAGCAUUUAUGCAAAAUAUUCCGAAAAGUCUUGAUGAAUUAAAUAAAAAAACCACAGACCCAAUCAAACAGUAUUUUCAAUAUAUUGCUUCACUAAAAUACAAUGACAAACCGGAAUAUGAAAAAUGUCGAAAAAUAUUUUUAAAUGGAUUAAAAGUUUUAAAUAAGCCGAAUUCGGGUGAACUAGAAUUAAAAUUUACCAGAUCUCCCAUUGCGAAUUUAGUAAGGUCUAAUGCAAAAACUUUCUCUGUUGAUUCUCCAGUAAGUUUAAAUGAUGAUUCUGAUGACGAAGAAAAUGAAUCUGAUGAAAAUGAGGUAGUUUUACCAUCACCACCUAGAAAAAAAAGCAGUUACAGUAGUCCAAUGAAAAGGAAAACACCUCCAUCAAAAAGUCCUGCUAAUAAAAAGCAAAAGCAAGCUGCCCUUUCAAGAUCCCCUAAGUUUCCUUCAUCUAAACCUUCUAGCAGUAAAUCACCAAGUAACAGUCCUGCAAUUUCAACACCUGUGUUAAAUAUACGUAAAAAUAUACAUACAUCUUCCACAAAAAAACCAGGGAGUACUAUAAUUAAUGACAAUAUAACACCUAAUCCAAAAAGUAAUAAAACCUAUGAGUUUAAUUUUGAAUUGGAUGUAAGUAUGGAUGCAAACGUAAUAAUAAAUGUGAAACGAAAGAAAGCUAACAAAAAACAAGAAGAAAGUGGAACACCAAAACCAAAAGUAAAUAUUAGGCGUGUCAAAACUCCAACUCCAACAAAAGCGAGUCCUCUUGCUAAAUCUCCGAAAUCGAAGCGUUUUAAGUGAAUAUAAAUGUGUAUAAUUGAAAUUUGGAAAAAAUCAUGCAUUUAUAGUUUUUUAUGUUAUUACAUUUUUUUUAGUCCGUUGAUAUUGAUUAUAAAUUCAUUAAAUUUUGCAGUUGUAACGUGUGUAUUAAAAAAAUUUUGAAUACAUAAAUGGUAAUUUGAUUGUUUAAAUUUAUACUUAAGAAAAUUUUGUAAACAAUAACUCUAAAUACAUUAUAUGAAAUUCAGUAAAA